AGUAAGUACCUGAAAAAGUCCACGAAGGAAACUCCUGCAAACAGUCUUACUACUACACCUCAACCACCCUCAUUCGCUCACAGACUCACAGUCAAAACCAUACUUCUCUCUCUCUCCCUCUCUCCGAUGGCGUGUUGCUCCGCUAAGUCCCUGCUCUUUCUCUUCCUCAUCUCGGCCAUACCCAUCGCCUACCUCAUCUCCCUCGAGAUAGCCAGGCCCUCCACCCACGUCUACCACUACCACAGCUCCGGCUGGUUCCGCGAGUGCGCCAAGUGGGAUGAUCUCAACCGUCGAUUCCUCGUCUCUUUCCUUGAAGGGGGUGUGGGCCAGCUUUCAGUUCCCGAGGAGCUCGACCGGAAGUCACCCGAGACCGUGAUCUUACAGGAGGUCCCGGUGGUCAAGGACGUUGACUUGGCCGGAAAUGGGUCCUUCGGCCUCGUCAUCGACCAACCGAGGAACCGGUUUUUAGUGGCGAUCGCAGAUGCCAUCGGAAACCGGUACGGUGCGGUGGCGGCUUAUGAUUUGUCAACGUGGAACCGGUUGUUUCUGACGCACCUCAGUGGCCCAAGUGAUGGGAAAUCUUUCUCGGAGGAUGUAGCAGUCGAUGCAGAAGGAAAUGCAUACGUUGCUGAUGCAAAAGGUAAUAAAAUCUGGAAAGUUGGGGUUGAUGGAAAGCUCCUAUCCAUCAUAACAAGCCCACUCUUCUCUCCAAAAGAGUGGCACAGAAACUUGGUUGGACUCAAUGGAAUUGUAUACCAUCCGGACGGUUUCUUGAUUGUGGUUCAUACAUUUAGUGGGAAUCUGUAUAAGAUUGAUAUAACAAAGGGAUCAGAGGAAGUGAAGUUGAUAAAGGUAGUUGGAGGGUCUCUGAUCUUUGGCGAUGGUUUGGAGUUACUCUCUCCAACAAAGCUUGUGGUUGCAAAGAACCCUUCUGGGAGAUUAGUGGAGAGUUCUGAUGGGUGGGAGACAGCUUCCGUGGUUGCAAAAUUGUUGGGGCCGACGCAUCGUGUGGCUACAGCAGCAACUGUGAAGGAUGGGAAGGUGUAUCUCAGUUACCUGCUUGGCAUGGGAUAUCCUAAGAAGAAGCAUGCCAUUGCCGAGGCUGUUUUUUCUGCUUGAAAAUAAGGGGGUGAUCAUUGCAACAGUGUUUUGCGUGAAUUUCUUUUCCACUCUAAUAAAUGCUCUUUGAAUUUAGAGUUCGUAUAUUGAUAAAUACACACGUUUUACUACUCCUUUCACAAUCUUGUGCAAUAUGGAAGACUGGUUGUAUGAAAUUUAAAAUUCCAAUCAGAUUUAAAUUUCAGAA
Molecule: messenger RNA, 1306 nt
Organism: Carya illinoinensis
Lineage: Eukaryota; Viridiplantae; Streptophyta; Magnoliopsida; Fagales; Juglandaceae
Exons: 2
Cellular component (GO): endoplasmic reticulum
Source: RefSeq, a predicted model, not a curated record